GUCGCUCGCCGGCCGCCCACACGCCUGCGCAGACCCAGCCUGGGGCGGACGUGGCCGCCUGACUGACAGCUGGCGCGGGCGGGCGCCUCGGAAGGACCCGGCUCUCGGGCCAGUGCAGUGGCUACACCGUGGAGCCAUCUGGUGCCGGCUCACUCUGUCCGCUCGCCUGUCUUUGCGGGUCGUGAUGCCUUAGGGCCACGUGAGCUGCCCCGAAGGACUCAUCCCUGGUGGCCAGAAGUCUCCAAGCAACUCACAUGUGCUCGGCAGGCUCCCACGUGGUCUCCAGCUCCCACUGACUCUCCGGGAAUCCAGUCCUCUGGCCUACCCACCUGGCACUCUCCUCGGCAGCCCACUUGAGCCAUGGAGGCCCUGGAGGUCCCUGUGGGCUCGCUGAUUGACUUCGAGACUGAGCCAUCUACCUCCUCACCCGUGGAGGCCCUGCCACCAAAGCUGCAGGAUGGGGACAGCUCUCAGGGCGACGGCGGGUCAGAGAGUGAGACCACUGAGUCGGCAGACAGCGAGAAUGACAUGGGCGAGUCGCCCUCACACCCAUCCUGGGACCAGUACCACCGCUCCUCCUCCAACGAGUCCUUCUCUUCCAACCAGAGCACAGAGUCAGCCAAGGACGAGGAGGCCCUGGAGCUCAGGGAGUUCAUGCGCGGCUAUGUGGAGAAGAUCUUCUCUGGAGGGGAGGACUUGGACCAGGAGGAGAAAGCCAAGUUCGGGGAGUACUGCAGCAGUGAAAAUGGAAAAGGCCGGGAGUGGUUUGCUCGAUUCGUAAGCGCCCAGCGCUGCAAUUCCAAGUGUGUCUCAGAGGCAACCUUCUAUCGCCUGGUGCAGUCUUUUGCAGUGGUCCUGUUCGAGUGCCAUCAGAUGGAUGACUUCGGGCCCGCCAAGAACCUCAUGACCAUGUGCUUUACCUACUACCACAUCGGCAAACCGCACCUGCUUCCCUCCGAGUCCAAGGAGAAGCCGGCAGGGAGCAUCGACUCCUACUUGAAGUCCGCCAACAGCUGGUUAGCGGAGAAGAAGGACAUUGCCGAGAGGCUGCUGAAGAACACGUCGGCCAAGACGGAGAAUGUCAAGGGCUUCUUCGGGGGGCUGGAGACCAAGCUGAAGGGACCCCUGGUCAGGAAAAAUGACGAGGACGAGAGCAAGCCCAAGGACAAGCCUCAGAAGACUGUGACCGUGAGCAGCCCAGAGGAGGAGAGGAAGGGGGAGAAGAUCUACCUGUACACGCACCUGAAGCAGCAGCCCAUCUGGCACACGCUGAGGUUCUGGAAUGCGGCCUUUUUCGACGCUGUCCACUGUGAGAGGAGAAAGCGGUCCCCCACGACCAGGGAGAAGUGGUGCCACAUGACCCAGGAGGAGCGUGAUGACAGCCUCCGCUUCAACGAGAACAUCACGUUCGGGCAGCUGGGCACGUUCACGCACAACAUGCUGGCCUUCGGGCUGAGCAGGAAGCUGUGCAAUGACUUCCUGAAGAAGCAGGCUGUGAUCGGCAACCUGGAUGAAGAGCAAUACAAGCUGCUGAGCGACCACAUCGAGCAGAUGGCCAGCGAGUAGGCCACGGGAAGUCUCCCAAGGCAUUCCACAGGAGGACUGAGGGUCCACACCACUCUCCUGGGCCAGCGACUGGCUGCCACCCCACCCGAUGACCCUGCAUGACAUCGGCAGCACCCAGAGCCGCCCCGCGCUGCCCCAGAACUAGUGGUUAGAAGACUCCGGUUGCCCGUUCUCCCCACCUUCCCUCCGCCUAUGUCUGCUCCCCCUUUCACGUGCCAAAGUGUCGCUGGGAUGAGGUUGCUAGAACGAGGCAGCCGUCCAUACUCCCAAGCAUCAGGACCUAAAGGAAGAGGAAAGAGGCUGGGGUGGGCGCGGGGCAGUGUUGGCCCAUAGCCCCCUGCAGGAGCGCGAGGGCGAGGUGCAUGUGGGAACGCGGAUAAGGGCAGCCAUGAGCCAGCACACGCCCGUGACACAGGACAUCACAGAUGAUGAUCUGGGACCCACCGCUUCAGGCCUGGGACAGGGCGGACUCCCGCAGUCCGGGCUCCCGCAGGGCGGAGCGUCAGCAGCCCUCUCGGCGUGGGUCCACGGCUGGGGCUGGCUUUUCCCUGGCUGCCGGCUCCGUGUGACAGGAGCCAGGGUCACGGGAACCCUGGGGAGGAGGGAGACGCCUCCUGAUUCUGGGCGGGAGAGGGUCUGGCCACAGGCAGUGCUGUGCGCACCCUGUGGGAGAGCCUUGAGCUGUCCCCGUCACACCCGCUGAGAUGUUCCUGGUCCGCCACCGCCUCUUUCUGCCACAGAGGAAGUCCUGCCCCUCGCUCCCCGGGAGCAGCGUCAGGCUGUCUGUCCCAGGAAACAGCACAGAAAAGAGGUUUCUUCAGUAGCUGUGAGACAACCGCCCUUUCUAAAAGCAAACAGUGCCGCUCUUUAUUUCAGAAAGGACAGGAAAAUCCGUGCUGGUUUUCCAGACAGCGGGGCACAGGCUGCUCCUGGCUGCGGCUGGGCUGUGCGAGGCCCUGCAGUGGAGCAGCUUCGGGGCAUGGGGCCCUCCACCCCCAGCAGCCACUGGGGCUCUUUGGAGCUCUUUCCUGCAGACUCUGCCCAUCCCCCCUCAUCUCAGUCCGGUGCCUGGGACGCACGGCUCUUCUCCCUGAGUUCGAGUCAGGCACAGCAGACCAGCCCAAGGAGGCUAACAUCUGACCUGCAAGCAUUCAGCAUGCUGGCUCCCGCAUGUAAAUAUUUCAGCCUGGCUCCCUCUGCCUCCAGCCCGUCGCUCUGGGGCACUGACCUUGAAAUAGGCUCAUGGGCUCUCUCUGUGUCCUCCCGUCCUGUGUUCCCUACUGCCUCCUCCGACUCGAAAUCGCAUUCCAUUGCCAUCUCCCCGGGCACAGCAAGUACGUGCCUGGCAGGCACUUACUCAGCCAGUGCUCAAAGGGGUUCCCUGGUGGGUUGCCUCCCUGGAAUGUUCCAGAGAAGAGCAGCUGUUGCUUGAGCCACUGAACACACGUCUGGAUGAUCGUCAGAGAGGCGCUGUGAGAUGUGGCGCAGUCUGAGUGUGUGCUGUGAAAUGUCACCAGCCCGAAGAGUUGGGGGGCGGGGCUUCAGAAACCCGGCUCAGUUUUGAUGACCGAGUGUGUGUGUGUAUGUGUGUGUGUGAGAUCAGCCUCUCUGGUGAUGUCACUAAACAAAGCACAGCUGUGUUGCUGAUCUCGCCGUGUGCGGGAACAGGUCAUGCAGGCUGGAGUGUCCCGGACCCCAGCCCCAGUGUUGGGCCCAGUGAUGGUACAUGUCUCUACUGAAUACAUUUCAGAGAAAUGACAUCAAAUUGGUGGGCGUGCGGGCCCCUCCUCCUCCAAUGCCUCCUUUGGGUAAUGCAUCCCCUAAAGUGCUCAGCCACAACCCCUGGAUGUGCUGCUGUGCCCCGCUCCCUGCCCCUCUGUAAAGUCAGGGCCACACCGAGUGGCCAGUCCAAGGCCCCUCAGAGCUGCGUGGGCCCCCCUUAGCUUGCCCUCGCUGGCUUUAGUAGUCCCUUCUUAGUAGUUAAUUGAAAUGCAUUAAGACUUAAAGGUUCCCGAAAGACUCAUCCUUGUACGGACAAGGUGUUUGUGUAGGCGUUUUGACUCGGUCUGAUUUCGGGAGGAAGAAGAGUGGAUCUGGAGACUUCCCGGGGGUGCCGGCAGGCCGGGGCAGGAGCACACAGCCUUCGGAAGGAAAUGCAGCCUCGACUUCUCCGGGCUUUUCCAAGCACUUUACCUUCACAAAUGAUCUGGGACUUUUUUCUUUUUUUGUCAAUAGUCCUCUUGAAAUAGCAGCCGAAGGAGGAAGCAAGGGUUGCUUUGGUUCCCCCCACCCCUACCCCUCACCCCCGCUCACUCCCUGUCCUCAUAGAUCCAGCUCCUCAGAGUGGGUAAGUCUGGCUCCAGAGGUGCUGUCUGUCUGUCCCACUUGGUCCCACAAGGGGGCGCUGGCAGAGACCCUGACAGUGGGCCCACCUUGGUGUGACUAGUGCCAGGGGGGAUGGCAGGCUGCUCUGUCUCCUGUUGGCAGCUGCCUGUGGCCAAGCAUUUCACCUCCAAAUGCCUCUGACCAGUGUCACCUGGAGUAGUGGAGGCUGGCGUCUUGCCUCACUAGCAUUUCCUCUCUCCCCCCAUGACAUCGUCUCCCCCCUCCAGGGCCUGGCCCGUGCAGACAUGAGGGGCUCUGGUGGCGAGCAGAUGUGGGACACACUCUCAGAAGUCCCAGCGUGAGGAGCUGUCUCAGCCCAGGGCGUACACAGGACGCUUUGGCCAAAGAGAGCUCUGGUAGCCUGUCCUACAAACUCAGGAGCCUUCGGUGCGGUCGGGGAAGCCCCAGGUGGUUCCCAAGAAGAGCAGUUCCAGUCCCGGCAGGCGGGGUGUCCCCGGCUGGGAGCUUCGAAGGCCUGUGGGUAGCGGCGGCUUUUCAGGUUUUCUGCUGCCUGUCCCUCAGGGCUACACGAACCCUAGGGAGCCAGAGGACAAGCCUCCCAAGUAGCAAGCCCCCUGCUUGGAAAACAGGAUGGUGUCGAAAUGCGGCCUUGUGCGUUUUUACUUAACCUUUGUGAUAGUUGUAGCAAUAUUGACGGAGAGGGCCAGGUUAGCAUUCGGACUGCACCUGUUUGUGCGCGCGUGUGUGUGUUUAACCCCAGGGAGCACAGCCUCCUUCUGCAUUGUAAGUUAUUUGUACAGUGAAAGGGAGCCGGCUAUGAUUUUCCUUAUUGCCAAAAGAAAACAAAAGUGGGCCUGGGAGCUCUCAGAUUACCAGAAGGACUAGAAAAGGAGUCCGCCCCCUGAGUUCCGUACCCAAGUGAAAACCUGGGGUGUCCAGGGUGACCCAGUGAGCCCACGUGGGUGUAGGGGGGGGGGGGGCCAGGGCAGGCGGAUCCUGUCUGACCUCCCCAUGCCCAGUGAGCCCACGGCAUCGGUGUCGUGGUGCAAAGGCAGCAGCUUGAGGUUUGCUCUUCCAUGGCCCGUUGCAUGUGGGUUCCUUUGUCACCGGGGCCCUGGUGUCCCAGCCGCCGGAGGUGAGGGGACAGCAUUCACUCCACAAAGAAGUCUGCCGCAGGUUCUGUCUAACCCAGGUGCCAGCAACCAGAAUCAGGGCCACCAGCUGCAAACCCGGCCCUCCUGGGCAUUAUGUACCCUAACCUUCGCCUUUUUCAUUAGGGAGGACCCAGGUAGAGCCGUUGUUAGGUCAGCUUGAUUACCAAAUCACCUAGAACUUCAGACAACUAUGCAGUAGGGGGCUGAGUCCCUUGCCCAGAACUGUGGGAGCUUGGGAAGCAGGGGGAGAAGGCAGAGGGCUGGAGGCCCAGCCCCAGGCUCAGGAGGUGGGUGCAGCGAGCCCCUCAUGCCACACCCCGCCUGGGGGUCUCAGGCUGGUCUCUUCUCUCAUCUUCCUCCACCACAGACCCUCGGCUCUGAGGGUUACUCUUCUCGCUUCCGCCGCCCCCGCCCAGCCCUUUGCUCUCCUGAACCAUUGCCACACAACUCUGCUUUUCUGCAGGUCAUGCAUUCCUUUGUGUGAUUCUCGGGGAUGAGGUUGACUUGAAAAGCUUUCAGCCGAGGUUCAUGGCGAAGGGAGGUUGUAUGGGCCAGAAGUGGCCCGAAUUGACUGGUGUGCGUGUUCAGGCCCCAGAUGGGACCAGUGCGUCCUCAUCCCCACAUGGCGGGAACAGGAACAAGUUGGUUCUCCAGGCGACCAGUGGAUGAGUCAUUUCCAGAUCGUUCACAUCCAGCCAACACAGUCAAUGCUAUGACUAAGCAGGUUCUUGGGGGGCCUCAUUCUGGGCCUGGGUCUCCCUUGCCCCCUUGGGCCCAGGCGUCUCGGACUCCUCAGGAGGGAUGGAAGGAGCACCCCAGGGGCCAGCCUGCUUUGUUUCCUGGGAACCUGGUGUUAGCCUGUGUCCCGAGUUGGCCAGCUGGCUGGGCCCCCAGGACUCAAAAAGGGUUAUGCUCCUAGUGCCUGGUUCUUGGUUACCAUGGGAAACUCAUCGUUUUCAGGGGUGAGAGAGCCCUCUGGUCUGGCUUUGCCCUUCCUUCCAUCACUUACAGACUCACAGUCCUCUGAGGACACCUGCCAUGGUGGAGAACCGGUCCUGGCUUAACCCACAGACUCAGGCUUUGACAAGGCCCAGUCAGACGAGCCCCCCAUCCCCCUGGCCCCUGGAGCCUGGGGUUGCACUUUAACUGGAAAGAGGGCUCCUGCUGGCAGCCCCCCUCUGCCCUGUGGGUCGGUCCGGGAGUGCAGCUGCACCUGCUUCCUCCUUGGCCCUAGGCAGGGUGCUCGCAGGAAGACAAAGGGGAAUGUUCUGCAGGCACUGGCCCCACGGUGGCCCGGACACGGGGGUGGGGGCAUCUGGGUGUCUGUCCUGUGCUGGAGACAGCAAGGCUUCGGUGCCCCUGCCCAUGACAUCAUGGGCGAGCCUGGGGCUGACCCUUCCCCCGGAUGCCAUGAGAGAGACAAGCCAGACAUUGGAACACUAGAAAAUGCCAGAAAUUCAAACAACAGACCAAGAUCCCCUGAAAUGGAAAUGUGUUAGAACACAGUCAGUCCGCCGCCUAGUCUGAGACGGUGGCCCCUGCGGGGGCUUGGCUGGGGUGGGCACAUGUGUGCCCUGUUUUCUCCCUCACCCCGAGCGUCCCAGACCCACACCCGCCCCCCAGACGUGCCUGCAGUGGAGUGCAGCGGUGCGGAGCUCUCACAUGUCACAGUUACACAACUCUGUGUCCCCCUCGGUGACACUCUGCCGGCUGCAUUUUAAGGUUGAGAAAGUUUCAAGGUUGGGGAUCCCAGAACAGUGCUAAAAUCAAGCACCGUUCCUUCCUGCAGAGAAAAAGAAUGUUUAUAUGUUGCACCUCCGAUUGUCAGAAGGUGGAAACUGAAAUAAAUUAUCUUUAAAGGAAAAA
Molecule: messenger RNA, 6932 nt
Organism: Phyllostomus discolor (pale spear-nosed bat)
Lineage: Eukaryota; Metazoa; Chordata; Mammalia; Chiroptera; Phyllostomidae
Product: KIAA0513 ortholog
Exons: 12
Coding region: 361-1566 (401 amino acids)
Source: RefSeq, a predicted model, not a curated record